GCGCUGCUGCCGCACCCUGCAUUGAGGCUCAAACUUCCUCCAUCGCAGGUGAAGAGACGCCGCGGAGAGAGGCACUAAAGAGAGUGUUUAACCGAGAACUCGCACUCUUCGGGACCGGAGGGGCAUGGAGUGAACAGAGGAGAACCGAAGGAGGGAUCUUCCUCAGAAGCUUGUUCUUGGUAUAUUGGAGGAAAACCCAUGAACCAAAGCUCAAUGCCUCACGCUAGUCUAUUAGCCAAGAACCCCUUUGCUUAAUUCUUCUAGAAACACCACAUUGGUGUACCAACCAUCCCCCCCCAGCCCAGCCAGUCUUCCCCCCAGCCCAGCCAGUCUUCCCCCCCAGCCCAGCCGGUCCUCCCCCCCAGCCCAGCCAGUCCUGCCCCCCCAGCCCAGUUCUGAAGUCCACAUUUGGCCAACAUGGCCGCCGUAACUGCAGCUAAACAGACCUGUUACUACAAUGAAUCGAUAUUGUUCUUCUACAACAACUCCCGUAAGCCUGUUUCAGACACCUGGCGUACGCAGGACUACAUUGUGGUCAGCCUUGGACUGACGGUGUGCAUCUUCAUCAUCCUGGCCAACAUCCUGGUCAUGACGGCCAUAUUUGUAAACCGAAGGUUCCACUACCCCAUCUACUACCUGCUGGGGAACCUGGCGGCGGCCGAUUUGUUUGCCGGGCUUGCGUACAUGCACCUGAUGUUCCACACUGGGCCAUGGACCCAAAAGCUGACCAUCUACCAGUGGUUCAUCCGACAGGGUUUGAUCGACACCAGUCUGACCGCUUCGGUCAUAAACCUGAUGGCCAUUGCGUUGGAGAGGCACCAGACCAUCUUCACCAUGCAGCUGCACAGUAAAAUGACCAAUCAGCGUGUGUUGCUGCUGAUCCUGGGUAUCUGGGUGGUGGCCACCGUGAUGGGCCUGGUGCCCACCAUGGGCUGGAACUGCGUGUGUAACCUGAAGAAGUGCUCAAUGAUGGCGCCCCUGUACCACAAGGAUUACCUGGUGUUCUGGGCUGUGCUGAACCUGGUGAGCUUCACCAUCAUGGUGGUGGUUUACACGCGCAUCUUCAUGUACGUCCGGCACAAGAGUCAGCGCAUGAGUCAGCACACAACGCAGGUCAAGCACAGAGAAACGGUGGUCAGCCUCAUGAGGACUGUCUUCGUCAUCCUGGGAUGUUUUGUGAUCUGCUGGACGCCGGGUUUGGUCCUGUUGUUGCUGGACGGUGUGACCGAUGACACUUUCGUCUUGCGGGUUGAGAAGUACUUCUUGGUUCUGGCUGAGAUGAACUCCCUGAUGAACCCAAUCAUCUACUCCUACCGAGACCAGGACAUGCGCCGCACCUUCAAACGGAUCCUCUGCUGCCUCUGUCCUCGCGCCGGCCAGCGGGGGGAGCACGCCGGCGUGCACUUCAACACCCUGGACCAAGAGAGAAGGCGACAAGAAUUGGAAGACUCGUGGAUAGCUUGUAAAUUAACGUGCGCUUCAUCCUCGUGAUUGGAUGAAAAAAAAAUCUGACUAUUCCUCCCUGGCGACCAAUCAACUCAAAGUCUGUGAAGUGUGUUUAUUGAUGCCGUUCCUUUUUUUCGUUUUUAUGCUGUGUAUCUUGGGGGAAGAAGCCAAGACUCUGAAGUGUGCUGCAGUUUAUUAUCAGCGUGCCCGUUAAUGAUCUCUACACCUCCAGAAGGACUGACUGUGCACCAAAGGCUUAAGGCUGGGCUGUGCUGCACCCCCUGGGUGCUGUGGGGCUGUCAGGGCAUUUGUUUGUGCGGGGUGUGUGUGGGUCAGUGCCGGCUUUGGGAGAGCGUUAUAAUGCCGUGCUGACUUGGUACUAGUGUGCUGAUUUAUUGCAGAUUGGGAUUAACUCCACGUCCUCGCAGUCCAAAAGCCCUGCGUCACCCGAGCGCCGCGGCCACGUUGCCGCGACCCCCACGACCUACUUCCAGCAGAUGUGCAGCGGCUCCCUGCUGUCGGUCCGUCGCGCUCGCCGCUGCGUGACUCAUUUAUGAGCUCGUGUGUGUUUGUAGACUAAUCCCUCAAAUAUUUACACAUCCGUCCUUCUCGGUGGAAACAUUUCAGCGUCGCGCGCCAAGAGGGGGGUGAAUUGUUGCGUUACGCCGAAUUGUUCGCGCUCCGACUUCCUGCCGCUUGUUUGUUCCCCCACACAUACAUCCACACAAAGGAAUGCCCUGAUAAGUGUUCAUCUUAUAUGCGCUCAGCAGGUGUUGUGUGGAUAUGUGAGCUGCCAUCCAGGAGGGCCCAUAUCAUGCUAAUCUCUCCAUAGUUCAGUGAGUGAGGUGAAAUCAGAGGUUCAGAGGGUUCAGUGUGAAAUGGCUCAGACGUCUUUACAGUGGUGGUGAUGGGAACCAGGCGUCGCCAUGACUACAACACAGAUCUAGACACUUUAUUUACCAUCCAGAACCA
Messenger RNA from Pygocentrus nattereri (red-bellied piranha), 2418 nucleotides. RefSeq names its product lysophosphatidic acid receptor 1-A-like. The record is from RefSeq and is a predicted model, not a curated record. NCBI's taxonomy places the organism in Eukaryota, Metazoa, Chordata, Actinopteri, Characiformes, Serrasalmidae. Gene Ontology annotation, molecular function: lysophosphatidic acid receptor activity. Gene Ontology annotation, biological process: G protein-coupled receptor signaling pathway. The coding region runs from base 418 to 1491 and encodes 357 amino acids. Gene Ontology annotation, cellular component: membrane. The transcript has 5 exons.